Molecule: messenger RNA, 954 nt
Organism: Metarhizium robertsii ARSEF 23
Lineage: Eukaryota; Fungi; Ascomycota; Sordariomycetes; Hypocreales; Clavicipitaceae
Exons: 3
Coding region: 1-954 (317 amino acids)
Biological process (GO): mRNA splicing, via spliceosome
Cellular component (GO): nucleoplasm; cytoplasm; ASAP complex
Molecular function (GO): RNA binding
Source: RefSeq, a predicted model, not a curated record
AUGGCAUCACGUUCUCGAUCCCCUUCGCGGGGCCGCCAGAGGUCCCUCACGCGCUCCGCGUCCCCGCGCUCCGACGAUUCGCGCUCUCCCCGACGACGCCGCUACGACUCGCGCAGCCCGUCGCGAUCCGUGACCCCGCCGCCUCGUCGCAACGGGCGAUACCGAAGCGACAGUCAAGGCUGGGGCCGAGGCCGCGGAAGAGACGGCAGAGACGCCAGCGAGUCUCCAUUGGCAAGAAGCACAAAGAUUGUCGUGGAACGCUUGUCCAAGAAUAUCAAUGAGGAUCACCUCCACGAGAUAUUUGGCCAGUUUGGUCCCAUAAAGGAUCUUGAUCUGCCCAUGAACAGAACUUUUGGGACGAACCGAGGCACCGCAUACAUCUUGUUUGACCACGAAGCCGACGCAGAAGCCGCCAUCUCACACAUGCACGAAGCUCAAGUUGACGGCGCCACCAUCAACGUGUCUAUUGUGCUGCCGCGGCGAAAACUCUCGCCGCCGCCUCCAACAGCCCGCAGAGGCGCCAACAUUGAUCCUCGCAUUCCCAUGUCGGGCCCUCGAGGUGGCGCCGGUCCUCCCGGCCGUGGAGGAGGAUUCAACGCCGGCGGCGGCCGUCGUCGCGGCUCUCCGUCCAGUCGGUAUGGUCCCCGGUCGGACGUGUACAGACCCUCGUCACGCUCGCCGUCCAGAUCUCCAGGAGCACCUCCGUCCCGCGGUGGCGGCGGCGGCGGCGGCGGCCGAUACCGCAGCAGAUCCAACGCUUCGUACUCAUCUCGUUCUCGGUCAAGGUCACCCGGACCGAGACGACGAGGUGGUGGUGGUGGUGGGAGCGGCGCAGGCGCAGGCGGAGGCGGAGGGGGAGGGGGGGGAAGAUUCGAAGACGACGAUGACAGACGACGCAGCCGCAGCCGCAGUUAUGACAGCUACGCGGGUCGAAGCCCGCGAGGCUACCGAUGA